This is a messenger RNA of Penaeus chinensis, 2525 nucleotides long. Its product is annotated as importin subunit alpha-4-like. Gene Ontology annotation, cellular component: nucleoplasm; nucleus. Gene Ontology annotation, molecular function: nuclear import signal receptor activity; protein binding. The record is from RefSeq and is a predicted model, not a curated record. The transcript is spliced from 16 exons. NCBI's taxonomy places the organism in Eukaryota, Metazoa, Arthropoda, Malacostraca, Decapoda, Penaeidae. Gene Ontology annotation, biological process: NLS-bearing protein import into nucleus. The coding region runs from base 249 to 2465 and encodes 738 amino acids.
ACUCUCGGUCCGUGACUGAUUACUUGUGUUUUCAUCGGAAUCUUUUGAGUGAUUCAGAAAUGUCUUUUUCUUUCAUCAUGGAAUAAGUUGCAAAUGAAAUAAAAGCGGUGCUGAGACAAGGUGACUCGACUGAAUAAGAAAGAGAACCAUGGAGAGAGUGAAUCACAUGGAGCAUAAGGUUGGCAAAACUACAGUCAAAAGUUAGCCCACACCCUAGGACUUGGUGGGCAGCGCCCUUCGAGUUGGCCAUGUCUCACAGCGCCACGCACGCCACGUCGUCGCUCCCGGCGCCCAGGCGAAGGUUAACGGCAGUCGCGAGGUCCAGCAAGGAUAUGGAUCUGGAAGCUAUUAGAGAGAGAAGGUCUCGCCUGGAGGCCCUCACCGCCUCCCUCCGCCUCCCUCCCCUCCUGCCCAGUACAGCGGAACGCAGAGAGUCCACCUCCAGCGUCUCCUCCGUGCUGAAGCAGGUCAAACCCCGCCGAAGGCACAUGGCCGACCGCCCCCCUACCUCCAACCGAGAUCCUACUCCUUCAGGGAAGCAGAUGGUUCUGGAGGCGAAGCUGCCCGCCCUCUCCCUCCCUCCGAUGACUCCCUACCACAACCCACUUCCAGACAUUGGAAGGACGGCUGUGUGGGAGAAGGAGGAGGAGGACACGGAAGAGGAAACGAAUAAAAGAGACAAAGAGGAACGCGAGAGUCCCCUUCAUAACGUGGAUUCCCCCCCUCCGCCUACUUAUGAGGAAACGCAGCAGGUCUCGCGAUGGGUUGAGGAAAUCAACGCUCAGAAUUUGCUCCUUUCAAAGCAAGGGGAGAGUGACCGAGUUGAGACCUCUAAGCAGUCAGCUCCUUCGUCGGGAAAACGCAGGACGCCAACUCAGAAUCCAGAAGCCAUCGAGACACAGUUCACGGAUCUCACUUCGGACUUGGAAAAAAGACCUGCAACAGCAGCAAGUAAAGGGGAAGAUAAUGCUCAGGAAGAUGACAGAGUCCGCAACAACGAAGUCAAGGUUAGGAUCCAGGAGCUGGUGGAGCAGUUGAAGAGCGAGGACCCUUCAUUAAAUCUCGAAGCAAUGGUGGAAUCAAGAAAAAUCUUGUCUCAAGAAGUCGAUCCUCCCGUCCAGGACUUCAUUGACAACGGCGUUCUCCCGCUUGCCAUUACAAGCAUCAAAGGGGGCAAUUCCGACUUGCAGUACGAAGCCGCUUGGGUCAUCACCAACAUAGCAUCCGGGACCUCCGAGCAGACGACGGCCGUGGUUGAUCACGGCGCUGUCCCCAUCUUGAUCGAGCUUCUGAGUUCGCCGGAGGUCCGAUUACAGGAGCAGGCUGCUUGGGCGCUGGGCAACAUCUCAGCAGACAGUCCUACUCUCAGGAAUCAGCUGGUGGCGGAUGGGAUGGUCAAGCCUCUCAUAAAUUCAGUUCAGGAGGACAUGCCGAUUUCCUUCCGCCGUAACCUCUCGUGGGUCCUGAGCAACAUCUUUAGGUAUAAGGAGCUCGAUAUGCCUGAGGAGGAGAAACUACUCGUCCUUAAGGAACUGAAGAAUAACCUCGAGAAACAGGAUGAUUAUGAAGUCAAAUCCAACACAAUAUGGACAUUAAAUUACUUCUUGGAGCAAUGCGACAGUCACAUUGAACUCGUAGUAAAACAAGGAUUUGUCCCACUCUUGGUGCAAAACAUUAAGGAGAGUCAACUACAGAAACUGACGGUGCGAUGCCUUGGAAAUAUCGUCACUGGUAAUGAUACUCAGACGGAUAAAGUCCUAGAAGCCGGCGUCCUCCCCCUCUACGUCAACAUCCUCGCGAACAGCCCCAGCGACAGCAUACGAAAGGAAGUGAUUUGGUCCGUGUCGAAUAUCACGGCGGGGACGACGGCGCAGAUCCAACAAGUGAUCGACGCGGGUCUUCUGCCCAUUUUGGUGGACUCCGUGAUGAAGAGGCCUUUUGCUGAGAAAAAGGAAGCUUGCUGGGCACUCUCCAACAUCACCCACGCCGGCUUGGCAGAGCACAUCAAGGCCAUGGUGGUGGCAGACGCUCUCCCUGCCUUCACCAAGAUGCUCAUUUCCACAGACGUCCGUCUUGUAGAAGUUGUUCUGGAAGGACUGGAUAAUACUCUCAAGAAAUUGUCGGAUUCCGACGAAGGAGCAGAAGAGGCAAUCCAAAUAAUCCGCGAGGCCGACGGCGUCGACGUCCUAGAGUCGCUCCUGAAGUACGAGAGCGGCUCCGUCGUGGACAGGGCGAACCGCAUCCUCAUCACUUACUUCCCCAACUCCGAGGAAGCGUCGAGCGCCUACGACGCGAUGAUGGAGGAUCUGAGGAUGAUAUUCGGAGAGCCUACGGAAGCGAGCAGCGCCGAGGCGGCUCAGAACCUACCCGAACAGGCUUCCAAGUACACGGCCGUGCCCCUGGACCGGCUCGGCGAUGAGGAGGAAGAGAAGCCAGAGGGCGAUGGCACGAGUUCCAGCGCGUGAGCGCGUGAGCGAAGAUAGCAUGUGGUGUAAUUUAUUCAUCUAUUCAAUAAAAUAUUUAUG